This is a messenger RNA of Ctenopharyngodon idella (grass carp), 2374 nucleotides long. Its product is annotated as adhesion G-protein coupled receptor G2-like. The record is from RefSeq and is a predicted model, not a curated record. Gene Ontology annotation, molecular function: G protein-coupled receptor activity. Gene Ontology annotation, cellular component: membrane. The transcript is spliced from 14 exons. The coding region runs from base 93 to 1976 and encodes 627 amino acids. Gene Ontology annotation, biological process: cell surface receptor signaling pathway; adenylate cyclase-activating G protein-coupled receptor signaling pathway. Lineage: Eukaryota; Metazoa; Chordata; Actinopteri; Cypriniformes; Xenocyprididae.
CUGAUGAUCAACUCUCAUUCUGUGAGUUCUGAACUUGCCAUACAGAGCUGUCACCACUUCCACCAGCUAAGAAAACUGAACGACCUGAAAAUAUGACACUCCUUCUACUUCUGAUCAUGAUCUAUGGCCUGGAUGGUGGAGAAUGUGGAGGUUGUGAAGGCAGUGGAAUUCUAAGACUAACAAGUACCACAAAGGGAUUUGAUAUUGAAAUCUCAUUGGAAUCUGGACCCUUCAUUACUGUUAAUGACACUGCAGAACAAUUAAGCUGUAAUUCAAAAACAAAUUCAUGUUAUAUUGAGUGCUCCUAUGAAGAUUUUUUUGUGAACAAAGCCUCCAACGAAAUAAAAGAAUUACAACUGUGUGUGCAAAAGCAAAACACAAAUAAAACUGCAUUCGAAUUCAGCAUAGUAAACUAUACAUCACUAUGUAUUGUGGUGUAUUGCUUGCCUGAUGAAAUAAAAGGCCUCUUGGAGACAAAAGAGAAUCAAAUGAAUAGCCCAAAAGGUCUGAGAAGCAUUCUCAAUAUUAAAAAAAUGUGCCAAGAAGUGAUCCUUAAUGAAGCUGUUGUGGAUACCUACAUUAGAGUGGAGAAGUCAGCCAUAGAGAGUGUUAUAAAUAUGACUGAGCAAUCCAAGAAUUACACUCAUGAAGAUCUUUCCAUGAUUGUGGUUAUGAUGAAUUUAAGCACGGCAGACGAUUAUGUACCAAUAUCCGCUCCAAGAGUAUUAGGUGUUAAUGAAGUUGCAGAGACAUUGAUCCCGGUGAAGUCUUUCCAAAACGGAAGCAAAAUUGGUGUAGUUACCUACGAUUCCGAUCAGCAUUUUAAGCUUAAACUGGGAAGUAAAAUUGUUACCUCGAAAAUCAUACGGAUUGAAGUCCCCGAACAUGACUUUGUGAAAUUGACCAAUCGACUUAAAAUUCAGUUUAAAGUUAAUCACAGUUACACAAAUCACACAUCUAACUACACCCUGUCCUGUCAGUUCUAUGAUGCAAAUGAGAGAAAAAAGGUGGACAAGUGGAAAAGUGAUGGUUGUCUUACCGUUAAUACAAGUGAUGAUGUUGUGGAGUGCUCCUGUGACCAUAUGACCCCUUUUGCUGUGCUUCUUACUAACUUGGAGAUAUCUGAACAGCAAUGGGAAAUCUUGUCGUCCAUCAGCUACGUUGGAUGCGGUCUGUCUGCGUUCUUUUCUGCUUGCUCUGUCUUGGGGUUCAUGUUCAACAGGAACUCAAGGGCAGAAGUGUCCAACAGCAUCCAUGUGUCUCUGAGUGGCGCUCUGUUUCUCCUCAACAUCAGCUUCAUGCUCAGCGAAUGGGCUGCCACACUGACAGAGAAAAAUUUCUGUGUGUUUAUCGCUGUGAUGAUACACUACAGCCUGCUGAGUUGUUUCACCUGGAUGGCUGUUGAAGCCUUGCAUCUGUACCUUCUUCUCAUCAGAGUGUUCAACAUUAACAUCAAACACUACAUUAUCAAGUUGUCCCUGAUCGGAUGGGGAGUCCCCGCUGUUGUUGUUGGAGGUUUGCUGUCAGUUUAUAACAUUCAUCCUUUUUAUGGCUUAUACGAGAUGACAUUAUCAGAUACUAACAAAACAAACCCAGUUUGCCUGUUCAUAGAUCCUCUCGUCAUGUAUGGCGUGAACAUUUCCUACUUCACCGUCAUAUUCUUGUUAAACGUAGGAAUCCUAAUCACAGUGUCCAGACAGAUCUUUAAGCUACGACAUGUGGGCAACAAGCCAGGCAAGAUUCCAGUUUGGAAGGACACCGGCACAGUGCUGGGCCUCAUGUGUCUGCUGGGUACAACUUGGGGUUUGAUCUUCUUCAGCAUGGGAUAUACCAACUACCCUAUACUCUACCUGUUCUGUAUCUUAAACACAAUGCAAGGGUUUUGCAUCUUUCUGUGGAUGUGCGGUACAGCGAGGAAAAACAGAGCACAAGCAUCUCAAUCCAAGACUAAAUCCACUGUGGACGUCUCUAAGUAAUGAACUCUCAUGCCAUUUUCUUACUAAAACCUCUGACAUGGUUUUACAAGAAGACAUGUUCCAGCCUCAGCCAGUGACCCACAUAAAUGUAGCCUGGGUUAUGUAAAAAUGACACUCACCACAACAUGCUAACAAGAAAUGGCAAUCUUGAGAAAGUGUCGUCAGCAGUUGAAGAGAACUUCCUUUGCACUGAUAACAGCACUGCAUUAAAGAAAAUUCAGUUCCCUCUUUGUAACUGUACACAUACUAAAAUCUUGAUCUAUGAUCUAUCAUAUCUCUUCGUAAAGCUACUUAUCGUAUCUAACAAAAAUAACAAAAGCUGUGAUUUGUAAAUAAAAAUGAUAUAUAGUUGUAUUUUUAGUGUUGCUGAAUUUAAUAAUAAAUCUAUAAGUGUAAAA